GCAGCUGCAACAGUCAGUGUGUGUGUGUGUCAACAUGGAGGAGCAGAAGAAGAUUCUGUGUUUGGGUCUGGUGUGUCUCGACAUCAUCAACGUGGUCGACAAAUAUCCAGAAGAAGACACAGACAGCAGGUGUGUGUCGCAGCGUUGGCAGCGAGGAGGAAACGCUUCCAACUUGUGUACAGUUCUGUCGCUGCUCGGAGCGCCGAGCGCCUUCAUGGGCUCGCUGUCUGCCGGACCGGUGGCCGAUUUCAUCAUGGCGGACUUCUCGCGGUACGCCGUCGACGUCUCAUCUGUGGUUUGGCAGGUCGAAGGUCAAACUCCAUCUGCGUGUUGUGUUGUUUGUCCGCCCAGCGGAUCUCGAACCGUCGUUCUCUCCGACACGAACCUUCCUGAUGUCACAGCGGAGGAUUUCUCCAAAGUCGACCUCCGUAAGUUCAAGUGGAUACACUGGGAGGGACGAAACGCUGACGAGCAGGUGAAGAUGAUCCAUCAGGUGGAGAUGUUUAACAGCACGCUGCCACAACAGCAGAGAAUCACCAUCUCUGUGGAGAUAGAGAAGACCAGAGAGCCGCUGUACCAGUUGUUUCCUCACGGCGAUGUGGUGUUUGUCAGUAAGGACGUGGCUCGUCACUUUGGCUUCCUGUCAGCUGAAGCUGCUGUGAAAGGACUCUACAGCCGGGUCAAACGGGGGGCUGUCCUGGUCUGUGCCUGGGCAGAGAAAGGAGCGGACGCCUUGGGUCCCAACGGUUUAGUCAUUCAUUCAAAAGCUUUUCCUCCUGAAACUCUCGUCGAUACUCUCGGAGCUGGAGACACUUUCAACUCUGCUGUCAUCUACACACUGUCCAACGGUGGAAGUCUCCAGGACGCUUUGACCUUCGCCUGCAGAGUCGCCGGCAGGAAGUGUGGUUUCCAUGGUUACGAUGGCAUUGCUCAAAUAUAAUAAUUGACGUAUUCAGAGAACCGUGGUUACAGUAUGAGGUUACUCACACUGUGAAUGUAGAAAUUAACAUAAUAAUAAUAAUUCUAUUUAAUUUGUUUGUUACAAACUGUGUCUGAUCUGCAUGUUUCCUAAUGAUAAUUUACUGUUAUUAAUCUUUAGCUAACUGUUAAUAAGCUACUAAUUUAAUGUUACAUGUUAAUUAACGUCAACUGUGAUGCAUUGAGUUGCAAUUUAAAUAUCUUGUUAAAAUGACUAUUGCUUUUUAUUAUCUGAUAAGAAUAAAAUCUGCUACAAAUAUCAA
Messenger RNA from Centropristis striata (black sea bass), 1241 nucleotides. RefSeq names its product ketohexokinase (gene khk). NCBI's taxonomy places the organism in Eukaryota, Metazoa, Chordata, Actinopteri, Perciformes, Serranidae. The coding region runs from base 35 to 940 and encodes 301 amino acids. Gene Ontology annotation, molecular function: ketohexokinase activity. The record is from RefSeq and is a predicted model, not a curated record. Gene Ontology annotation, biological process: fructose metabolic process. The transcript has 8 exons.